CAUUCUGCAUACACUCUUUAAAGAAACUUUCACUAUAUUACAUCUCUCAUUCACUAACUUUUCUCAUUCUUCAAUCAUCUUCUUCAUUAUCAUUAUCAUUGAACAUUAUCAUCAUUCAAGAUUUCUAUCUCUUCUUCUAUUCAACUCUUUCUAUCUGUCUGUCUAUUACAUUAUACACAUUUCUGACAAUGAUUCUCUGUUUUCAUAACACGCAUUAUCAUAGUGCUCAUAUCAGGCAGUUCAUUAGCGAAUCUUCACACAUUGACAGAUUCACAUUCACUAAUAAUAGUGAACUCAAUAUUGAAUUAUUGAUCAAGAACUUGAAGAACAUGAUAAUAAAGAAAUUGUCUGUGUCAUGUGUGACUGAGUCUUCUAUGUCUCUCUCUGUCUCUUCUGUCACUUCUUUCUCUGCUGCUCUCUCUCAAUCUUCUACAUCUGUCUCUGUGUCUGAUUCUCCUGCUUCUGCUACUUCUGUUCCUGCAACUCUCACUUCUGCUACUUCUGAUUUUAUCAUCUCUGCUUUCAUUAUCAGCUCUCCCU
Molecule: messenger RNA, 540 nt
Organism: Blastomyces gilchristii SLH14081
Lineage: Eukaryota; Fungi; Ascomycota; Eurotiomycetes; Onygenales; Ajellomycetaceae
Exons: 2
Source: RefSeq, a predicted model, not a curated record